AUGUCUUCUCGCUGGGACAGAGAGGUAGGAUUUGGCACCCGAAGCAGAGGUUUGAAACCAUGGAUGCUCGCCCUUCUAAUUGUGUUAUUACUGAUGGUAGUGGCCGUGACCAUUGGUCUUCUGGCUCACUUCUUAGUCUCUGAGCAGAAAAUAGAGUAUUAUCAUGGCACCUUUAAAAUUUCAGAUGUACAAAUCCAUAGUAAUUCUGGACAAAACAGCACAUACCAACUUAAGGAUUUACGAGAGAUGAGCGAAAACUUGGUGGAUGAGAUAUUUAUAGAUUCGGCCUUGAACAAGCAUUAUAUCAAGAACCGAAUAGUCAAACUGACUCCAGAGGAAGAUGGUGUGAAAGCAGAUGUUGUUAUGGUCUUCAAGUUCCCCUCUGCUGAGCAAAGGGCAAUAACAAUGAAGAAAAUCCAUAGCAUCUUAAAUCAGAAGAUAAGGAACACAAGAGCCUUGCCAAUAAAUGCCUCAUCAGUUCAAGUUAAUGCAAUGAGCUCAUCAACAGGGAAGCUAACUGUCCAAGCAUGUUGUGGUAAACGAGUUGUUCCAUUAAUAGUCAACAGAAUAAUGUCUGGAGAAAUUGCGGCCAAGGCUGCUUGGCCUUGGCAAGCUUCCCUUCAGCGUAAUAACAUACAUCAAUGUGGAGCCACUUUGAUUAGUAAUACAUGGCUUGUCACUGCAGCACACUGCUUUAAAAGUAAUACAAAUCCAUAUCAGUGGACUGUUAGCUUUGGGACAACAAUCAACCCUCCGUUAAUGAAAAGAAACAUCAAAAGAAUUAUUGUCCAUGAGAGGUAUCGCUCGCCAGCAAAAGAGUACGACAUUGCUGUUGUACAGUUCUCUCCCAGAGUCACCUUUACUGAUGACAUCCGCCGGGUUUGUUUGCCAGAAGCCUCUGCAUCCUUCCGACCAAAUUCAACUGUCUAUAUCACAGGAUUUGGAGCACUUUUCUAUGGUGGUGAAUCUCAAAACGAUCUUCGAGAAGCCAGACUCAAGCUCAUAAGUGAUAAUGUGUGCAAGCAACCACAUGUGUAUGGCAGUGAUAUAAAAUUUGGAAUGUUUUGUGCUGGAUAUCUAGAAGGCAUUUAUGAUGCCUGCAGGGGUGAUUCUGGGGGACCUUUAGUCAUAAAGGAUCUUAAAGAUACCUGGUAUCUCAUUGGAAUUGUGAGCUGGGGAGAUAACUGUGGUCAAAAGAACAAACCUGGAGUCUACACAAAGGUGGCUGUUUACCGAAACUGGAUUGCUUCAAAAACGGGCCUCUAAUUCACUAUAAAAGCUAAACAUAGAGAGCUGUAUGCAGGCCAUACGUGUAUGAGAAUCCAAUUAUUCAGUGGAUAUAGUUUAAUGAAGCAAGAUUAAAUAAUUGGACCUAAUAACAAAAGACAUAUAACAUGAU
Molecule: messenger RNA, 1399 nt
Organism: Hipposideros armiger (great roundleaf bat)
Lineage: Eukaryota; Metazoa; Chordata; Mammalia; Chiroptera; Hipposideridae
Gene: TMPRSS11A
Product: transmembrane serine protease 11A
Exons: 10
Coding region: 1-1266 (421 amino acids)
Biological process (GO): proteolysis
Cellular component (GO): extracellular region; plasma membrane
Molecular function (GO): serine-type endopeptidase activity
Source: RefSeq, a predicted model, not a curated record